Molecule: messenger RNA, 978 nt
Organism: Medicago truncatula (barrel medic)
Lineage: Eukaryota; Viridiplantae; Streptophyta; Magnoliopsida; Fabales; Fabaceae
Product: protein FAR-RED IMPAIRED RESPONSE 1-like
Exons: 1
Coding region: 1-978 (325 amino acids)
Biological process (GO): regulation of DNA-templated transcription
Molecular function (GO): zinc ion binding
Source: RefSeq, a predicted model, not a curated record
AUGAAAAAUUGUUUUAAUGGAAGGCCUACUUCAGACUUUAGGUGGCUUGUCCAAACUCACGGAAAUCGUAUGCAUUGGUCUUCAGCUUGGGUGAAGUUACAUUUUACAGCUGGUCUGAAAACGACUCAGUUAAGCGAGUCUUUCAAUGCUUUUCUUCGUGGAUUUCUGCAGCCAGACCAUUCACUUGUUCGAUUCUUUAGUCAUUUCAACAUUAUGGUUCAGAGAAUGAGGGAUAAUCAUGCUGAGUUGGACUUCAAGGCUGCAAAUACUAGAACAAAAAAUAAUUAUCCUAACAGUCAUCUGAUGCGGUCCGUUGUAAACAAGCACACACCGGCUUGCUUUGCAUUUAUUCACAGGCAGUAUGACCUUUCCUUCAAAUACUAUUAUGAGGAGGACACAGCAAAAGGGUCUGCAUUGAACAAGUUUUUCAAAGUUUUCACAAUUGAAAAGGUUGAUGAUAAUUAUGAUGAUGUUGAUAAUGAUAAUGACGGGCCUUCCAAUGUCGAUGUUUUGGAUGCAGAACUUCAAGAAAACUUUUUCCCAAGUUUUGAAGAUCAUGAUCGACUUGAUGAAAGGGUUGUCACAGUUGACAUUAGAAGCAAAAGUUUUAGUUGUUCAUGUCGUAUGUUUGAGAACAGGGGCUUUUUAUGUCGACAUGUUUUGAAGAUCUUGGAGUUCUUAGGUGGUUAUGUGCAAUAUCAUUUUUUGAAGACAAUACCUGGACAAUAUGUUUUAAAGCGUUGGACUAGAGAUGUGCGUCCGUCUGUUGAUAAGCUGAAAUCUACCAUCAAUGUUGGCACUGAAGACACCACUCAAGCACAACGAUAUCAACAAAUUUGUGCUGUUACCGUUCAGCUUUCUACACGUUUUUGUGCAGAUCCGGAGGCAUCUGAAAUUUUUCUCGACGGUGUUCUUGAAGCUGGGAAAAAGGCAGAGGAGUUGCUUCUUUCUAAAGGUAUUCGUACAGACCCAUCUUAG